Molecule: messenger RNA, 1188 nt
Organism: Fusarium sp. VM40
Lineage: Eukaryota; Fungi; Ascomycota; Sordariomycetes; Hypocreales; Nectriaceae
Source: the annotation of a GenBank genome assembly
AUGAAGUUUGCAUACGCCGGCCUCAUGGCCACUCUCGCUGCUUCAGCCUCUGCGCUCCCUCACGUUGCCCGCAGCUCAUAUUCUGUACCCUCAGCCUCCGCCGCUGGCUCUUCUCCUGCGCGCAUCCUCCUCGGCAACUCUGGUCACAUCUACGUCGCCGACUUUACCCCCAAGACAGGCAAGUUCGAGCUCAGCCUCGAGCAGGAGAUCGUGGGCGGCAACUCGUGGAUGAACUUUGUCGCCCCCAACCUGCUCUACGCCGUCGACGAGAACUCCAAUGAGCUUCGUCUCUUCGAGCUUGAUCUCAAGGCCAACAAGCUUACGCUCAAGACCAAGAAGACUGGAAGCACUGGUGUUGUCCACCUCGAGUUCGACCCUGACAAGACCCGUCUUGUUGGUGCCGCUUACGGUAACGGCACCAUCGAUGUCUGGAACACCGAGAACGGCGGCCUGGAGUUUGUCAAGACUCUCAAGUCCCCUGGCAAGCUUGGCCCCGAUGAGGAGCGCCAGGCUGCUUCUCACCCUCACCAGGCCAACCUGGACCCCUCUGGCCGCUACUUUGCCAUCAACGAUCUCGGCACUGACUCUGUUGUCAUCAUUGACUCCAAGGACGAUGCUUACAAGAUCGCCAAGAACAUCCCCGUCACGGCUGGCUGCGGUCCCCGUCACGGUGUCUUCUACCCCGCUGGUAGCAAGAAGGCCACCCACUACAUCGUCGCCUGCGAGCUGAGCAACCAGGCUCUCGUCUACUCCGUCAGCUACGAGGAGAACACACUCGCCUUCAAGCUCUACCAGUCCAUCUCCACCUACGGCAAGGAUGCCCCUCCCAAGGACAUCAAGAAGGCUGCCGUCGGUGAGAUCAUCCUCGCCCCCAACAACAAGGACGUCUACAUCUCGAACCGUGUCUCUGGACAGAAGACCGACUCCAUCGCCCACUUCACCAUCGCCGAGUGCGGAACACUCACCUACGCCGAGACCGUCUCCUCCGGCGGUCUCCUGCCCCGCAUGAUGAGCUUCAGCCUUACUAGCAAGCACAUCUUUGUCGGCAACCAGGACGGCACCAACGGCCUUGCUGCUUUGAAGCGAAGCCCCGACGGCAAGCUUACUGAGAAGCCUGUUGCCACUCUUCCAGGCUCUGCGUUCGGAGAAGCUCUGUUCGGACCCCAGUAUGUCCAGCAGAUCGUCUAG